UGGCCGGGCCUCGCGCGCGCUCCUCUCGCUGUCGGUGGCCGGGCCCCUACGAAGGUCAAGAUGGAAGAGAUCCUGAGGAAGCUGCAGAAGGAAGCGUCCGGGAGCAAGUACAAAGCCAUCAAAGAGAGCUGCACCUGGGCCCUGGAAACCCUGGGUGGUGUGGAUACCAUUGUCAAGAUCCCCCCACACUUGCUGAGGGAGAAAUGCUUGCUACCUCUCCAGUUGGCUUUGGAAUCCAAGAAUGUGAAACUGGCCCAACAUGCCUUGGCAGGAAUACAGAAGCUUCUGUCAGAAGAGAGGUUUGUAUCCAUGGAAACAGAUUCUGAUGAGAAGCAGCUGCUCAAUCAGAUCCUGAAUGCCGUGAAAGUGACGCCUUCCCUCCAUGAAGACCUGCAGGUGGAAGUGAUGAAGGUUUUACUCUGCAUAACCUACACCCCGACCUUUGACCUGAAUGGGAGCGCAGUGCUGAAGAUCGCAGAGGUGUGCAUUGAGACAUACAUAUGUAGCUGUCACCAGCGUAGUAUAAACACGGCUGUGCGGGCAACUCUCAGUCAAAUGCUGGGUGACUUGGCUUUACAGUUACGACAAAGGCAGGAAAAUACGAUUAUUGAAAACCCGGACGUCCCACAGGAAUUCAGGAAUCAAGGGUCAACAGUUGAGUCCCUUUGUGAUGACCUUGUCUCUGUGCUCACCGUUCUGUGUGAGAAGCUACAAGCCGCCAUCAACGACCAGCAGCAGCUACAGCUCCUGUACUCCGAGUGCAUCCUGUCCGUGCUCAGCAGCUCCUCCCCGUCCAUGCACCUGCACAGAGGUUUCACAGACCUGAUCUGGAAGAACCUUUGCCCUGCUCUCAUCGUGAUCCUGGGGAAUCCAAUUCAUGACAAAACCAUCACCUCCGCUCACAGCAGCAGCGCCGGUGCAGGCGUCGAGUCAGACUCUGCAUCUCCGGGAGUUUCCGACCACGGCCGGGGGUCGGGCUGCUCCUCCACGGCGCCAGCCCUGAGCGGGCCGGUGGCUCGGACCAUUUACUACAUCGCGGCCGAGCUGGUCCGGCUGGUGGGGUCGGUGGACUCCAUGAAGCCCGUGCUCCAGUCCCUGUAUCACCGGGUGCUGCUCUAUCCGCCACCCCAGCACCGGGUGGAAGCCAUCAAAAUCAUGAAAGAGCUACUUGGGAGCCCACAGCGCCUCUGUGAUUUGGCAGGACCCGGCUCCACUGAACCAGAAUCCAGAAAAAGAUCAAUUUCAAAACGAAAGUCUCAUCUGGAUCUUCUCAAACUCAUCAUGGAUGGCAUGACCGAAGCGUGCAUCAAGGGCGGCAUUGAGGCGUGCUAUGCGGCCGUGUCCUGCGUCUGCACCUUGCUCGGGGCCUUGGACGAGCUGAGCCAGGGCAAGGGCUUGAGCGAAGGCCAGGUGCAGCUGCUGCUGCUGCGCCUGGAGGAGCUCAAGGACGGGGCCGAGUGGAGCCGGGACUCCAUGGAGAUCAACGAGGCCGACUUCCGCUGGCAGCGGCGCGUCCUGUCCUCCGAGCACACGCCGUGGGAGGCGGGGAACGAGAGGAGCCCGGACAUCAGCAUCAGUGUGACCACGGACACGGGCCAGACCACCCUGGAGGGCGAGCUGGGCCAGACCACGCCCGAGGACCGCUCCGACAACCACAAGCACAGCCUCAGGUCGCCGGCGCAGCCGGAGAGCAGGGAGACGCUGAGCAAGGUGCCGGAGCCCGAGGCGGUCGACCAACCAGACGUGGUCCAGAGGAGCCACACGGUGGCUUACCCCGACAUAACGAACUUCCUGUCGGUGGACUGCAGGAUGAGGUCCUAUGGCUCCCGGUACAGCGAGAGCAAUUUCAGCGUAGAUGACCAAGACCUCUCGCGGACCGAGUUCGACUCCUGCGACCAGUACUCGAUGGCUGCAGAGAAGGACUCGGGCAGGUCCGACGUGUCGGACAUCGGGUCGGACAACGGCUCCCUGGCCGACGAAGAGCAGACCCCUCGGGACUGCCUGGGCCACAGGUCCCUGCGGACUGCCGCUCUGUCCCUGAAACUGUUGAAGAACCAGGAGGCGGACCAGCACAGCGCCAGGCUGUUCCUGCAGGCCCUGGAGAGCCUCCUGCCCCGCCUGCUGGCUCUGCCCAGCGUGGAGGAGGUGGACUCGGCCCUCCAGAACUUCGCCUCCACCUUCUGCUCAGGCAUGAUGCACUCUCCCGGAUUCGAUGGGAGCGGCAGCCUCAGCUUGCAGAUGCUGAUGAACGCCGACAGCCUGUACACGGCCGCGCACUGCGCCCUGCUGCUCAACCUGAAGCUCUCCCACGGCGACUACUACCGGAAGCGGCCCACCCUGGCACCGGGCAUGAUAAAGGAGUUCAUGAAGCAGGUGCAGACCAGCGGGGUGCUGAUGGUUUUCUCCCAGGCCUGGAUCGAGGAACUCUAUCAUCAGGUGCUCGACAGGAACAUGCUCGGAGAAGCUGGCUACUGGGGCAGCCCAGAGGAUAACAGCCUUCCCCUCAUCACCAUGCUUACCGACAUUGAUGGCUUAGAGAGCAGUGCGAUUGGGGGCCAGCUGAUGGCUUCAGCUUCUACGGAGUCUCCUUUCACCCAGGGCAGGAGAAUUGAUGACUCCACAGUGGCAGGUGUGGCGUUUGCUCGCUAUAUUCUGGUGGGCUGCUGGAAGAACUUGAUCGAUACUUUAUCAACCCCCCUGACUGGCCGCAUGGCAGGAAGCUCCAAAGGGUUGGCCUUCAUUCUGGGAGCUGAAGGCGUCAAAGAGCAGAACCAAAAGGAACGUGAUGCCAUCUGCAUGAGCCUCGAUGGGCUGCGGAAAGCAGCGCGGCUGAGCUGUGCUCUAGGAGUUGCAGCUAACUGCGCCUCGGCCCUUGCCCAGAUGGCAGCUGCCUCCUGUGUCCAGGAAGAAAAAGAGGAAAAGGAAGUCCAAGAGCCCAGUGAUGCCAUAGCACAAGUGAAACUCAAAGUGGAGCAGAAACUGGAACAGAUCGGGAAGCUGCAGGGGGUCUGGCUGCACACCGCCCACGUCUUGUGCAUGGAUGCCAUCCUCAGCGUAGGCCUGGAGAUGGGGAGCCACAACCCGGACUGCUGGCCACACGUGUUCAGGGUCUGCGAGUACGUGGGCACGUUAGAACACACCCAUUUCAGCGCCGGCACCCCUCAGCCCCCUCUGACCAUCAGCCAACCCCAGAGGGCGCCGGGGGACUCUGGACUCCUUGGCGACCCAGAGCGUGAGGACUCGGCUGCGGAGCAGAACCCGGAGCCGGAGAGCUCCCUGAGCGCGGCCCCUGUCAUCCAGCCCCUCUCCAUCCAAGAGCUGGUCAGGGAAGGCAGCCGAGGCCGGGCCUCCGACUUCCGCGGGGGCGGCCUCAUGACAGGGAGCAGUGCGGCCAAGGCCGUGCUCACACUGUCCACCCAGGCCGACAGGCUCUUUGAAGAUGCUACGGAUAAGUUGAACCUCACAGCUUUGGGAGGGUUCCUUUAUCAGCUGAAGAAAGCAUCGCAGUCCCAGCUCUUCCAUUCUGUCACGGACACAGUCGAUUACUCUCUGGCAAUGCCAGGAGAAGUUAAAUCCACCCAAGACCGGAAAAGUGCCCUCCACCUGUUCCGCCUUGGGGAUGCCAUGCUGAGGAUCGUGCGGAGCAAAUCGCGGCCGCUGCUCCACGUGAUGCGCUGCUGGAGCCUGGUGGCCCCGCACCUGGUGGAGGCUGCCUGCCACAAGGAAAGACAUGUGUCUCAGAAGGCUGUUUCCUUCAUCCACGACAUACUGACGGAGGUCCUCACCGACUGGAACGAGCCGCCCCAUUUUCACUUCAACGAAGCCCUCUUCCGGCCUUUUGAGCGCAUCAUGCAACUGGAGUUGUGCGACGAGGACGUCCAGGACCAGGUUGUCACAUCCAUCGGCGAGCUGGUUGAAGUGUGUUCCACCCAGAUCCAGUCAGGAUGGAGGUCCUUGUUCAGUGCCCUGGAAACGGUGCACAGUGGGAACAAGUCUGAAGUGAAGGAGUAUCUGGUUGGUGAUUACUCCAUGGGAAAAGGCCAAGCUCCAGUGUUUGAUGUAUUUGAAGCUUUUCUCAAUACCGACAACAUCCAGGUCUUCGCCAAUGCAGCCACGAGUUACAUCAUGUGCCUUAUGAAGUUUGUCAAAGGACUGGGGGAAGUGGACUGUAAAGAAAUAGGAGACUGUGUCCCGGGACCGGGAGCCACGUCCCCAGACCUGUGCCUGCCUGCCCUGGAUUACCUCCGGCGCUGCUCUCAGUUACUGGCCAAAAUCUACAAAAUGCCGUUGAAGCCAAUAUUCCUUAGCGGGCGACUCGCUAGCUUGCCUCGAAGACUUCAGGAGCAGUCGGCUAGCAGUGAGGAUGGCAUUGAGUCAGUCCUGUCUGAUUUUGAUGACGACACGGGGCUGAUAGAAGUCUGGAUCAUCCUGCUGGAGCAGCUAACAGCAGCUGUGUCCAACUGUCCACGUCAGCAUCAGCCACCAACCCUGGAUUUACUCUUUGAGCUGUUGAGAGAUGUUACCAAAACACCUGGACCCGGGUUUGGGAUCUAUGCGGUGGUUCACCUUCUCCUCCCUGUGAUGUCCCUUUGGCUCCGUCGUAGCCAUAAAGACCAUUCGUACUGGGAUGUGGCUUCUGCUAAUUUCAAGCAUGCCAUUGGCCUGUCCUGUGAGCUGGUGGUGGAACACAUUCAAAGCUUUAUACACUCAGACAUCAGGUAUGAGAGCAUGAUCAACACGAUGCUGAAGGACCUGUUUGAGUUACUGGUGGCGUGUGUGGCCAAGCCCACAGAGACCAUCUCCAGGGUGGGCUGCUCCUGUAUUAGGUAUGUCCUCGUCACGGCGGGCCCCGUGUUCACCGAGGAGAUGUGGAGGCUCGCGUGCUGUGCCCUGCAGGACGCGUUCUCCGCCACGCUCAAGCCGGUGAAGGAUCUGCUGGGCUGCUUCCACAGCGGCACGGAGAGCUUCAGUGGGGAAGGCUGCCAGGUGAGGGUGGCCGCCCCCUCCUCCUCCCCCAGUGCGGAGGCCGAGUACUGGCGCAUUCGAGCCAUGGCUCAGCAGGUGUUUAUGUUGGACACCCAGUGCUCACCAAAGACUCCAAACAACUUCGACCACGCUCAGUCCUGUCAGCUCAUUAUUGAGCUGCCUCCCGAUGAGAAGCCGAAUGGACAUACCAAGAAAAGCGUUUCUUUCAGGGAAAUUGUGGUGAGCCUGCUCUCGCAUCAAGUGUUGCUCCAGAACUUGUACGACAUCCUGUUAGAAGAGUUCGUCAAGGGCCCCUCCCCCGGGGAGGAGAAGACGGUCCAGGUGCCCGAGGCCAAGCUGGCCGGCUUCCUCAGGUACAUCUCCAUGCAGAACUUGGCGGUCAUCUUCGACCUGCUGCUGGACUCGUACAGGACGGCCAGAGAGUUCGACACCAGCCCUGGGCUGAAGUGCCUGCUGAAGAAGGUGUCUGGGAUCGGAGGCGCUGCCAACCUCUACCGCCAGUCCGCGAUGAGUUUUAACAUUUACUUCCACGCGCUCGUCUGCGCGGUCCUCACCAACCAAGAAACCAUCACGGCCGAGCAAGUGAAGAAAGUCCUUUUCGAGGACGACGAGAGGAGCACGGACUCCUCCCAGCAGUGCUCUUCAGAAGACGAAGACAUUUUUGAGGAGACGGCCCAGGUGAGCCCCCCGAGAGGCAAGGAGAAGAGGCAGUGGAGGGCCCGGAUGCCGUCGCUAAGUGUCCAGCCCAUCAGCAACGCGGACUGGGUGUGGCUGGUCAAGAGGCUGCACCAGCUGUGCAUGGAGCUGUCCACCAACUACAUCCAGAUGCACCUGGACCUGGAGAACAGCGUGGAGGAGGCUCCCAUCUUCAAGAGUGACCCGUUCUUCAUCCUUCCGUCCUUCCAGUCGGAGUCCUCCACCCCAUCCACCGGGGGGUUCUCGGGGAAAGACACGCCUUCUGAGGACGACCGGAGCCAGACGCGGGAUCACGCCGGCGAGCCGGGGAGCCUGCGGGCCGGCAGCGGGGACAUGCUGCUGCCCCCCAGCCCCAAGGUGGAGAAGAAGGAUCCCAGCCGGAAGAAAGAAUGGUGGGAGAACGCGGGGAACAGAAUCUACACCAUGGCGGCCGACAAAACCAUUUCCAAGUUGAUGACUGAAUACAAAAAGAGGAAACAGCAGCAUAACCUGCCCACGUUCCCCAAAGAGGGCAGAGCGGAGAAGAAGGGCGAGCCGCUGGGUCCACGGGGCCAGGACUCCCCGCUGCUUCAGCGUCCCCAGCACUUGGUAGACCAAGGGCAGAUGCGGCAUUCCUUCAGCGCGGGCCCUGAGCUCCUGCGACAGGAGAAGAGGCCCCGCUCUGGCUCCACCGGGAGCUCCCUGAGUGUGUCCGGGAGGGACGCCGAGGCACAGAUCCAGGCAUGGACCAACAUGAUGCUAACAGUUCUCAACCAGAUUCAGAUCCUUCCAGACCAGACCUUCACGGCUCUCCAGCCUGCAGUGUUCCCGUGCAUCAGCCAGCUGACCUGUCACGUGACCGACAUCCGCGUGCGCCAGGCCGUGAGAGAAUGGCUGGGCAGAGUGGGCCGGGUCUACGACAUCAUCGUGUAGACGACUCACUUUGAGGAAGUUCAGUAGCAAGGGUUAGAGAGUGCCUGCCAGUCUGAUCGCGUUAUCCCCACCACCAGCCCCACCAAAACCAGUGUCUCAGAGAACAAUCUGUUGCUCCCUAACACUGGGGCCAACCUGGACACUAACCUUGUAUCUGGAUGACACAAAUGAUUCUCUGAUUUUGCACAUUAUUGCAGAAGAGUCUCCAUUCCUUGAUACGUUUCUAAAUCUUGAUGUUUAUUUCCCAGUGCUUUUGCUUGCGAUGUUAUUCCCAAAAGGAUCCCUUUCCAGGACUACCCCUUUGAAAACACUACAUUGACCUAUGAUUUUUUUUUUUUUUUUUAAUGGAAAUGUUAAGGAAAUAUCUGCUGGUAAGUCAAGCUGAUGUGUAAGCACUCAGGCAUCUAGUAAAGACAUUCACUGGAGGAAGAUUUUCUAUUAUGAUUAUGGGCUUAUUAGCAGCUGGAAAAACAUUCUUGGGGGUCAUAAGAAAGGGAUGGCUUCCUCUGUAAAAUAUCCCAGAACAUUUCAAAGUCGUCCCAAACUGUCAAGAUUUUCCAGUUGGUAUUCACCAACUUCUUCUAAGGUACGUUUGUGCCUUUAUUUCCCUAUUUCUAAAGGAAGAAAAUGCUUUCCUGGCGGGGUUUUAAGUCUACGGGCUGGCAGCCUUUGACACACAGAUUGGCUGACACAGAUGUUGCCAAGAGACAGACUGACCAGCCACCCUGGCUUCCCAUUAGUCUUUGCUUUUGCUCCCAAGGCAAAACAGGAAAGGGAAAGAAAAAAUGGUGCCUUAGUUUUUUGUUGCACAGACAUUUCUCUGCUCCACAGUUAUCUGAACAUAGGGCAGAACCUUGGGUUUUUAAGGAAACAAAACGCUAAAAUGCAACUCAUUUUGUAUCCGCACCUUCGGAGGAAAGGACUCAGUUCUCCAUCCAGUGAGCAGACUUCUCAGGGAACGGGGCAGGAAGUGUGGGGUAGGGAGACAGCUGGAAGGGGUGAGAAAAGAGAUUGUGACGAAGUCAUUUUAAAUCUUAAAAUAUUAUACAAGCAUCACAUAAAAUGAGGGUGUCAGGCAUACAAGCUCUGGUCUCAGAAGAAAAUAAAACUAAAGGAGAAGGGGACACAGAAUGAAAUUUAGAAAAUUAAGUUUUUCAAUUUCAAACACUUCUCCUCUCUGGCAAGUAAAUUUACUUAUGUCUGGUGUCUUUCCAGGCUGUUCUUUUACAUGAAUGUUUCUUUUAGAUAUCACUAGGAAAUUAAUUUGGAAACUUUAUCAUAUUUACAGUACACUUAAUAGUUCUUCAGUUAUAAUGAUUGAAACUCAUCAAGCCCACUCGUGUACAUUCUAGAAAGUAGAGUUUGUUGCUAAGAUACAUUAUCAUUUUCCCAGCCCCUAAAAACGUGUUCACAAUGGAAUGUCAUUGAAAAAUAAAACAUCAACUCUUCAGUACAGAAGUAAGGAUUUCAAACCAACAACUUUGCUCAGUGCUAGUAUUUGUAAACUUCAUCUUAACCUUGUAGAUAUUUACAUAUUUCUCAAGGAAGACAGAGUUCCCUGAUUUAUUUAGGCAAUCUCAAAGAACCCCAUCAUUUCGUAUGCCAUCCAGAGAUCACAGCAAAAUCCAGAAGGCAUUUUUCCAGUACCACAAAACCCUCUCUUUGCCUUCAGGUUUUACUCAUUAGACAACAAUUCAAGUGUAAACACAGAUCAACUAUUUGAUCUUAAGCAGUGAAUUGUUGGAACAGCAAUGUAUUUAAGAGUAUUCUAUACUUUUAAACUUUUUCUAUUUUGGAAGUAGAAUGGAAAGUCCGAUACUUUUCCUUUGUUUUCACAAUAACCACAAAAAGAAACAGAACCACCGUGAUAUACUGCUUCUCUGAGGUUUACUUCCCCUUUGUGAACCCAUGAGGACUACAAAAUUAACUUGGUGGGGGUGAGGGCCAUGGGGUGGGGUAGGGAGGAAGCUUCAGAGAAGCAGAGUGUCAAAUCCAUGAUUAUAACAUGUUUACAUGUAGCAACUUUUUAUAUAGCAUAAAAAUUCAAAGCCAGUCUCAAUUUAGAAUGUCACGUCCCAGAAUAUGUUAGUUGUUUGGAAAUCAGAAUUCAUUCUCCCAUAGACUCUCUCUCAUGAGAUCCAAGGCUAGUUUAUGAAAAUAAAUUUACCCCGUACUAUGUGCAAACACUGCUCUGAGACUAGGACUCAUUAUAGGUUCGAAGAGUGAAAAAGUGAGAAAACGUGCAUAGCUCUUUACCUACAAUUUUGUAAGAGGGUUUUAGCCCUUUCCCAUCAUCUAUUCUAUAGCCUACCCCGAGGCCCAUAUUGGUCUCAGCUCACCUUGAUACUUCCCAGAGGUAUUUGCUGUUGUCAAGAGGACAUCGCCGGAGACAAAUAAUCUCUAACAAAUAGGACUUCAGGUCACAAUGACGUCUGUCUUCUCCAGGAGUGGAGAGGAAAGGGAAAUAAUUAGGGACCCUCGGUAGAUGAGUGGUCCCUUCCCUGUUUGGCCCCUCACACACUUCCAGUGUCUGGGUUUCUGCCUCUCUCCCUCUCUUCCUUCACUCCAUCUCUCCCAAGGUCUCUGAAAGACCAAGGUCAAGACAGCCUUUGUGGCAAAAACAGUCAUGACCAUGUAUUUACUGAUCUAAGCAGAAUAAGAUUUUGCACGUCACUUUCAGUUGCCUGUAUUUACUGCCCAAAGUGUGUUACCCUACGACUGAGACGUACUCUCUUUUUCUAAUAUUUUGGUAAAGUGUGCAUCAUGAAAAUACCUAGAAAAUUCAAAGUGUUUAGGAAUUCCUGACAGCCAAGUAGACCACACGCAUCAUCAGAUUUCUCCUUGCCAUGAGGACAUAGGUUUGAUGGAGGGCCAGCGUCUCGCCUAGCUCUUGCCUCUCCUGAUUAGCUUCUAAAAAUGCUUAGGCUGCUUCCUUACACCAUGUUGCCAUCUCUCCCCUUAUGAUUAUUUUGUAGCCUCCUCCAUCAAUAUACAACUAGGGCACUUUCUACCAUCUUUACGCUAUAUAAUGACCAAGGCAGCUGCUAACCUAUAUAAUGGCUCAGAUUAAAUUAUUUUCAAACAUGACAGAAUGUUAACAUAAUUCAAAAGCACCUUUAAAUGGAAACUUCUUGGUACAGUGUCACCAGGCUUUUAGUUCUUGUUGUUUCAAGGUUUAUACAGAGCCCGUUGAGACCAUCAAGUAGCCUUCACUGUAAGAACGUAAUGCAAUUAUAUGACAGAGAUCCCUGACUUUCCCCAAAUACAUCACAGGGCUGCUCCUGCAAGAAGGUUUUCUUUCUCAGAAAAGAAAAUCCAUUUGUGUCCGCCCUAUCAGACUAAGCAGAGUGAAGACCUUAGUUUGGAGCCGGUAACAAUUGCAAGAGGUUACAGACGACAGAGAGGAGGUGACAUUUGUUGAAUGCCACCGUGACCGGAGACCUGAACCUACAUUACCCUUUAGCUCUCACGAUAACCUUGUCAAACAGGUUCUGUUUUCCUCAUUUUUUUCAGAUGAGGACACAGACCCAGAGAGGUUAAGAUAUUUGCCCAAGAUCACCAGUAAAUGGCAACGUUGGUUGCAAAAGAGGUGUUCCUGAAUUCAAAGGCCAUGCUCUGUCUACAAUACAAUGCUCUAAGGACACAGAGUGAAUACAUGAGUGUUGCCAGGAAUUAAACAGUGAAAAUGAGUUGAAAGUAUUUAAUCGAUGUCUCAUAUCUGCAAUCCUAGGAGGAUUUUUUCAAAUAGGGUUUUAAAAACGUGUUCGUUCAUAGAAAGAUCAUACAUAAUACAAUGUUUUGGGGUGUUUGAAAAUAAAAUAAGGUCUGAACUUUAGUCUUAAAGCAGACCCUCAGUGGUAAUUUAGAAAACUUGCCAAAUUAGCCGGAAGUGAUGGAAUAUUACUAUUCGGGGCCAGCUGUUCUGCAGGUGUGCAUGGCAGUCUGUGUCCAGAAGGACACGCACGAUUGGUAAACUUUUCUCAAUUGCCGUUUAAUCACUCAGAAUCAAGUGCCCUGUAGCCAACAGUGCCUCUCUACUUGCUUCCCUGGGAAGUAGAUGGCAGUAAAAGUCAUCAUCAAAGUUUGAGAAUAUGCAGAAUCCGUUCUAACCAGUUUUCCACUGCACUCUCUGAAAAGGAAGUGACAGGUAGGACAAGAUUGUUUAAAGAUCCAGGUACUGAGGGCAUCAGGUCAAUAUCCACCAUGUGCCAUAUGCCUCAAUAUUUCUACAUACUCUGCAGACAAGGAAACAGAUGUAAGGAAAAUCCAACAUAUGACAUUAAGCGGGUGACAGAACUUGGAUAUGCAUGGGUACCACUUAGGUGAUCCUGGUGACAUUUAGUGUGGCCUUAGAAAAAGCAAGAGACUCUCUUUAAGCACUUUUUAUUGGAAAAAGGAGCUUGUUAUGGGGCAAGAUUUAAUGAAAUCAGUAAAGAACUCAUAAUUAUGCUUCAUCAAAAAAAAAAAAACUAUGUUCAUUCAUAGUGGAACAAUCUAGAAAACUGUCUCUCUCCUUUUAUGAGAUCCUCUUCCUCUGCUUAUAAUGUUUAUAUUUGAUGUGGAAGUAACUAAAAUUUUAAUACAGAGUUUUGGACUAGAACACCAUUUAGAUUUCCAAAAUACAAUCAUUGCUUCAGGGAAAACAGACCAAAAAAAAAAAAAAAUUAUCCCGGGGGAUAAUUUAUGAGAAACUCAGUUGAGAACAAUAUUCAAUUUCCUUGUUAACAAUGGCACCUCUUACUAAUUGAGGAAAAUGCAAUACAAUACCACUAGCACCAUAUAAAACCUUUCCCCUGUAUCUUUGUGUAAUAAUGCGUGAGAGUUCCAGGGAGGAGAGACUGGCUGACCAUCUUAGUAACAAAAUUACAGUCAGCUACUGGUGCAUCCCAUCCAGGUAUGGUCCUUCCAGCUUGUCAACCACCAAGAAUUGCUGCGUAUUAUUAGUUCCUAUCCUAAAGUUUUUAGUGGUUGUUGUCUAGUAUCUUUUGACUUUGCUCUUAGGUGGUUCUCAAACUUUGGCACACAUCAGGAUCACCUGGAGGGCUUGUUAAAACCCAGGUCGUUGGGCCCAUGCCCGUGGUUUCAGAUUCAGUAGGUCUAGAAAUUUCCAUUUCUAAUAAGUCCCCAGGUGAGGUCAGUGCUGCUGGUCUGGGGACCACAUUUCGAGAACUGGCUUGAAAAAAUUUCCAACUACUGCCUAUGAGAUCAGCCUGACUUAUCAAGCUCUAUAGAAACAUCGAACUGAAUCUUGGGCAGACACCUUGGGAUUGGAUUCUCUACAGCAUUCCUACUCAAUCUUCCCAGUUUCUAGGUUUAUUAUGCCAACAAUUAGGUUUUUUUUUUUUACAAGCUAGAAGACAAUGAAUGUAUAAGUUCAAUGAAACAGUGAAUUCUGUGUAAGCUUCUCGUCUUUGUAUUUAGAAACACUGGUUAUGGAUGAUCAUUUGUAUGAUGUUGACCCUUUGACUUGUACUGAGGUGAUUUUAAAUUUCAGUAUGUAGUGUUUGAGUUUCUUCUGUCAUUACAGUUUUAAUGAGACGUUUCCAUCUCAACUCCAUCACAACUUUGGCUCCUGGCUUCCAGAAGUUUUGAGUAGUUGCUUGCUUGCCAGUAGGUUUCUCUCAUUAGUCACCCAAAUAUCAACACUUCAAAAUUGUAUUACACUAUUAGGCGUAGCUUCAUCUUAACUGUCUGGUGUAAAUUAAUAUUUUAAUUCUUAUGUACCUGUGAAGAGUCUACCAAGUGGCUUCAUGGAAAUUUGCAAACUGAACAACUCCCUUUUGAGCAGUACAUGUGCCUGUUUGAAGGACUUUUUGGUAAGUGUGUUUGUGUUCAUACCUGCACAGUAGAGACCGUAUUCAUUAUCUCAUCUUCCAGUGAUGGGAGAAAUGUUCACGGGCAUCAGCAGGCUUUGGGAAUACAGUGAAAUUAUGUUAACUUAAAUAUAGGUGGGGCCUAUGUUUCUUAACACUUCGUCUGAUUAGUUCACUUUGGAAAUUCUUUUUUCCACCAAAAAAAGAAUAAUCAGGGAAUAAUUCAAGAGGGAAAAAUUAAGUACCUUAAAAUUAUCCAUGGAUAAAUUAUAUUAAUUAUAUCAUUCUUAUUGAUUUCAUAUUCUCUAAAGCCUUCUGCUUAAAUACGCUGACAUCAUUUAAAUUACUUUAGAUUGUUGUAUGAAUAGAAAUGACUAUAUUUACGAGAGUUAGUGAGAUCAGAAAGCAUAUCAAAGGGUUGAUGGUAUUAAGGAGUCAAGUUCUUGCCUCUGUGGAUGGAAAUAAUUGUUUCAGUUCACGUUUGUUUUCCAUAAUCUGUUUUGGAAACUCUGUGUGCAUUUAGUUCUUUUAAUAGUCAUUGGUUUUCAAAUUAAAUUUAAAAUAUUAAUCUCUAGGAAUAAUUUAGUUCCAACUUAUUUUACCAACUGGUGCCAAAAAAGGGAGCGGGGGUGGGGGGGAAGCUAAAAGCCAACCUUUUGAACUACCACACAAAAUGUUUUCUCUUCAAGCUAGGGAAUCUCAAGCCCUGACGUUACCAGCCACAACAGUCAUCCAGGGCUACCUCAUGGUCAUGUGCAGGCUACUUUGCAUUCCUCCCAUGGAAGUUCUUCCAUCUGUAUUUUGUUGGAAGUGGUUCUCUGUAAUAAAAAUCGGUUCCCCGCUGAAUAGGCGAAAA
Molecule: messenger RNA, 13263 nt
Organism: Lynx canadensis (Canada lynx)
Lineage: Eukaryota; Metazoa; Chordata; Mammalia; Carnivora; Felidae
Gene: ARFGEF3
Product: ARFGEF family member 3
Exons: 34
Coding region: 61-6594 (2177 amino acids)
Biological process (GO): regulation of ARF protein signal transduction
Molecular function (GO): guanyl-nucleotide exchange factor activity
Source: RefSeq, a predicted model, not a curated record